Molecule: messenger RNA, 966 nt
Organism: Budorcas taxicolor (takin)
Lineage: Eukaryota; Metazoa; Chordata; Mammalia; Artiodactyla; Bovidae
Gene: KCNK15
Product: potassium two pore domain channel subfamily K member 15
Exons: 2
Coding region: 1-966 (321 amino acids)
Biological process (GO): potassium ion transmembrane transport; stabilization of membrane potential
Cellular component (GO): membrane
Molecular function (GO): potassium ion leak channel activity
Source: RefSeq, a predicted model, not a curated record
AUGAGGAAGCAGAGCGCGCGCACCGCCGCGCUCGUCCUGUGCAUCGUCUCCUACCUCCUGGUGGGCGCCGCGGUCUUCGACGCGCUCGAGUCCGAGGCGGAGAGCGGCCGCAAGCGGCUGCUGGCCCAGAAGCGGAGCGAGUUGCGGAGGAAGUACGGCUUCUCGGCCGAGGACUACCGCGAGCUGGAGCGCCUGGCGCUGCAAGCCGAGCCGCACCGCGCCGGCAGCCAGUGGAAGUUCGCCGGCUCCUUCUACUUCGCCAUCACCGUCAUCACCACCAUCGGGUACGGCCACGCCGCGCCGGGCACGGACUCGGGCAAGGUCUUCUGCAUGUUCUACGCGCUCCUGGGCAUCCCCCUGACCCUGGUCACCUUCCAGAGCCUCGGCGAGCGGCUGAACGCGCUGGUGCGGCGCCUCCUGCUGGCGGCCAAGCGCUGCCUGGGCCUGCGGCGGCCGCGCGUGUCCCCCGAGAACAUGGUGGUGGCCGGGCUGCUGGUGUGCGCGGGCACCCUGGCCCUCGGGGCCGCCGCCUUCGCGCACUUCGAGGGCUGGACCUUCUUCCACGCCUACUACUACUGCUUCAUCACGCUCACCACCAUCGGCUUCGGCGACUUUGUGGCGCUGCAGAACGACGAGGCGCUGCAGAGAAAGCCGCCCUACGUGGCCUUCAGCUUCCUGUACAUCCUCCUGGGACUCACGGUCAUCGGCGCCUUCCUCAACCUCGUGGUCCUGCGCUUCCUGGCGGCCGGCGCGGACGCGCCUGCGCGCGCUGCCCGCCCGCUCCGCCCGGGGGCGCCCGAGAGCCAAGGGCCCGCGCACCGCGCCGGCCUCCUCUCCAUCUCCUGCCGCCUCCACCGGCUGGAGCUGUGCGCCCGCGACAAUCCCGGCUUCUCGCCCCCCGCCAGCCCCGGGGCUGGGGGCGGCGGCAGACCCGGUAGGCCCCCGGCCCGGCGGAAGUCCAUCUGA